Messenger RNA from Pelobates fuscus (common spadefoot toad), 2784 nucleotides. RefSeq names its product transforming growth factor beta receptor 1 (gene TGFBR1). The record is from RefSeq and is a predicted model, not a curated record. The coding region runs from base 95 to 1609 and encodes 504 amino acids. Gene Ontology annotation, molecular function: SMAD binding; activin binding; transforming growth factor beta receptor activity, type I. The transcript has 9 exons. Gene Ontology annotation, cellular component: plasma membrane; activin receptor complex. NCBI's taxonomy places the organism in Eukaryota, Metazoa, Chordata, Amphibia, Anura, Pelobatidae. Gene Ontology annotation, biological process: transforming growth factor beta receptor signaling pathway; cellular response to growth factor stimulus; heart development.
ACGUCGCGAGAGGCGGUGAAGGUUUGGAGAGGCAGGCUGGCGGAGCGAGCACAGUGGCUGCCAGAGAAGUAUUACGAGUUGGGGCUGUGAUGUGAUGAGUCCCGCUCCUGCCCGGGUCAUGGCUGCCUCACCGGGGCAGUGCGGGCUCUGCCUGCUCCUGCUGGCCUCGCUGCUCCAGGAGACUAGCGCAUUGAAAUGUUACUGCGAGCAUUGUGUAAAAGAGAACAAUACCUGUGAGACAGAUGGAAUGUGUGUAAUAACAUCGACAAUCAAAGAUGGCAAAGAAACCCACAACAGAAUGUGUCUCCACUCAAAAGACCUGUUUCCCCAGGGCAGACCUUUUGCUUGCGUCAAGCCUGUACUUCCGGGCUAUAAGACUUACUGCUGUAACAAGGACUUGUGCAAUGAAAGGAUAGAGAGCCCAGAAGUUCCACCACCAGAAAACCAUUUUCCUACCUUAAGCCCAGUCGAGUUGGCUGCGGUUAUUGCAGGACCAGUUUGCUUCAUUUGCAUACUACUGAUGCUGAUCUUGUAUGUCUGCCAUAAUCGCACAGUCAUUCAUCAUCGUGUGCCAAAUGAGGAAGAUCCAUCACUGGAUCGUCCCUUUAUAUCUGAGGGUGCCACUUUAAAAGAUCUGAUUUAUGAUAUGACGACUUCAGGAUCUGGCUCAGGUUUGCCAUUACUUGUGCAACGAACAAUUGCUAGAACUAUAGUUCUACAAGAAAGUAUUGGAAAAGGUCGGUUUGGUGAAGUUUGGCGUGGCAAAUGGAGAGGAGAAGAAGUUGCAGUAAAAAUCUUUUCCUCUAGAGAAGAGCGCUCUUGGUUUCGGGAGGCAGAAAUUUAUCAAACUGUGAUGCUGCGACAUGAAAAUAUUCUGGGAUUUAUUGCAGCAGACAACAAAGACAAUGGCACAUGGACCCAACUAUGGCUGGUGUCUGAUUACCACGAACACGGAUCACUCUUUGAUUACCUGAACAGAUAUACAGUUACAGUGGAAGGAAUGCUAAAACUAUCAUUAUCUACUGCUAGUGGCCUUGCACAUCUUCACAUGGAAAUUGUUGGGACGCAAGGUAAGCCAGCUAUUGCCCAUAGAGAUUUAAAAUCAAAAAAUAUAUUGGUUAAGAAGAAUGGAACCUGCUGCAUUGCUGACCUUGGACUUGCAGUCAGACAUGAUUCUGCUACAGAUACUAUUGACAUUGCACCAAAUCACAGAGUGGGAACAAAAAGGUACAUGGCCCCAGAGGUUCUUGAUGACUCCAUAAAUAUGAAGCAUUUUGAGUCUUUUAAGCGUGCUGAUAUCUAUGCAAUGGGAUUGGUUUUCUGGGAAAUUGCCCGUCGCUGUUCCAUUGGAGGAAUCCACGAGGAUUAUCAACUCCCUUAUUAUGACCUUGUACCAUCUGACCCAUCUGUAGAAGAAAUGAGAAAAGUGGUCUGUGAGCAGAAACUAAGACCAAACAUUCCAAACAGAUGGCAAAGUUGUGAGUCAUUGAGAGUUAUGGCCAAAAUCAUGCGUGAGUGUUGGUAUGCCAAUGGAGCGGCUCGACUUACUGCGUUGCGCAUCAAGAAAACUCUCUCACAACUAAGCCAACAAGAAGGCAUAAAAAUGUAAUGCAUCCUUUGGACCUGAAAUGCGUCAGCAACUUCUUUACUUGGUUUGCCUGAUUAGAGGAUACAUUGUUCUACCUCGUUGAGGGAACGGACUAACUGCUGCCUUUUUGAAAAGUCAUAGGAGGAAAUCUAUGCUAUUUGUGUACAUUCAGGAAAGAGAAACUGCUCUGGUCCAGGUUGUAUACUUGGAUCACCAUCUUCCCAGGACAAUUUUGUAGAUGUGUAUUUAGUAUUGUUUCUAUUAACAAAAUGGUACAAAUGAAUAUGCUGGUCUUAACAUUUUAUGUUUUCUUACCUCCCCCUAUUUAAACUGCUGGAACCUUUGAAACUGUUUGAGAUAAGCUGUUUGAAUUUCCUUUUCUUUUUAAACAAGAGUCUAUUUUCUCCUUGGUCUCAAGAUACUAACUAUCCAAAGCCUUUGCUAAACAUUUUGUAAAGGUUUGUUAUGAGCACCUGUGCGCAUCCUACUUUUACAAAAAAGGAAAAUACCUCAUCCAUUUGGGGAUAUCAUUUAUGCAAAUCAGUUUUUAUACACUACAUGCCUUCAGAAUUAAUUGUAUCACCAGUAAGUGCCACAUACAGUAUAUUAUUUUUACACCAGUUCGUAAGUUAUUAUGCAACAUUUUGCUUAGUGUUGUUUUUUUUUGUACAACAAACAAAAAAUUGAUAUUGGUUUGAAAAAUAUAUCUUUCUGACAGUUAAUCAUUCGUCUGUGACAAUAUUUCUUCAACUAUAUGUAUUAUAAAUCUUGGCAUACGCUGACAACAGCAUCCUCUAAUUUCAAUAUUACAUUUUUACAGAUAACCUUAUCCUGUUUUCCACACAUCAUUCCUAGAUUUGGCUUCUUAUGCACAAUUUUCAGUGGUUGAUAGUUCCAUUCAUGUGUAGACUGCCAUGGGAGAAGUCGGGUUUUGUUUUUGCUUUUUAAUGUUUUAGGUUAUAUAUUAUGUAUGUAUGUAUGUAUGUAUAUAUGUGUUUAUGUAUGUUACCUCUACUGAAAGGCAGAGAGGUGAUAGUCAUUGCAGUUCUGUGGAGGCUUAUUAGCGCUAUAAUAGUGAAAAGCAGUCACUGGGUGGUGGAGGUCAGAAAAAACUGACCUCCCUACCUAUGACCUGCAACACCAGCCAGACACUCCAGACACUUGGGGUUUAACCUCUGUAAGACAGAGCAGAUACA